Messenger RNA from Ogataea angusta, 1443 nucleotides. RefSeq lists its product as uncharacterized. Gene Ontology annotation, molecular function: protein heterodimerization activity. The record is from RefSeq and is a predicted model, not a curated record. Gene Ontology annotation, cellular component: transcription factor TFIID complex. NCBI's taxonomy places the organism in Eukaryota, Fungi, Ascomycota, Pichiomycetes, Pichiales, Pichiaceae. Gene Ontology annotation, biological process: transcription initiation at RNA polymerase II promoter. The transcript has a single exon. Bases 1 to 1443 code for a protein of 480 amino acids.
AUGGCCGAAGAAACAGAAUCUUCAAAAGCACAAGAAGAAUCCGGCCAGCAGCCCGAAAGUCCCAACGACGACAAUGUGUUGGACGAGCAAGCUGUUGCUGCACUCUUGAAGGAGAUAGAAGAUCCGCGGCCGUCGAGAAUGGACCUUGCUAAAGUUGUACCAAUAGAGCGAGUCAAAUUCGAGCUAGAGCCCAUGGACAUGCUACUUGAGUCAUGUCUCGGCUUAAUGCUCGCUCAGAUAGGAAUACAACAUAUUACGCGAUCGGCUCUAAACCAGCUCACUCUUCUUGCUAUCAGACACAUUGACCAAGUAUACUCGCAACUCCACAGAAUUACGGAGGUGCAGCGCAGACGACAGCCGGGGAAGGCCGAUUUGAGGACGCUUGAAAAGUUGGGUGUAAUUGACUACAACUCCAUCUACGAGGCUUAUUUGUUGACGAAAAAGCUAGACUGCCAGAAGUUACAAAAUAUUAAUCGCAGAGCACGCAGGUUGUGCGAGAUUCUCGAUAAGCCCGCAGAGGACGAGAUUGUGACCGAGCAGGAUCCGGCAUUUGUGUUUUUCAACGACACUUCCUCUGUAAUAUCGCAGGUGAUUCCGCCCAGCGUGGGUCCAAAAGAGUACAUCCCGAGCUGGAUGCCACCGCUCCCACCAGAUCACACCUACCGUGCUACUCCGAAGUACACUGCUGUGAUUGAGGAUCCAAUCAAGAUGCGCGAACAGCUGGUCCAGGAGGCCAGACUUGGAGAGAAGGCUUUGCAUCACAUUUUGGACCUCAAGGACAACGUUGUUCCUGUCGAGAAAGGAGAGAGUGAGCCUGAGCUAGACACAGAUGUGAGUUCUGAAGCUGAGCAGAAGGAGGUGCAAGAAAACGAAGAGCCAGAGUUGCGAGAAGGCAAGUUUGACAUUGUUGCGUUGGCAACAAAACGGCUUGCAGCCCUUGAGAGACGGAGGCAGGAGAAAGAGAAAAAGUACAAAGAGCGUGUCGAGUCGCAGGAGGCCGUUCUGGGGCGGGUUCUUGGGUUCUACACAAAAUCGAGCGGGUACCCUGAGGAAUUCAACAACUACAUUAGAACCAUCUACGACCAAACGUACGACCAAGUGGUCAGUGGACUCAGGACCCAGCAAAAGAGGCGGAUAAAACAAGUCCAGCAAGAAAAAGAGAGACGCGAGCGCAUGCAAGAAGAGAUUCGCAUUCCGGAAUUUGGCAGCGACGUUCACGAGGAAGCCGAUUUUGAUAUUGAUGACUUUGAGCUUGACGAGAUCAUGCAAGACGUGGAAAAGGAGCAGAGCGAGUCCAAAGAUGACGCCGUGGCUGAACAAUCUGCCACGCCUGUUGAGUCCACCAGGUCAGAACCUGCCAUUGAAGAUUCUCCGUCGGUGGUACCAGACCCUGCGGUGGAUGCGAUUUCGGACGAGGACGUUGAUAUGGACCUUUUUGAAUAA